AUGGGAGACGUGUUGAUCCCGGAGCUCCAGCGUGGGAACACUUCUGUGACCAUAUGCGCUCGUGUUUCUCGUUUAUGGGAUUUCUGUGAUCCUCAGGAUGAAGCAAAGUUGCUCCAUUGUGAUAUGGUGCUGCUUGACGAAGAGGGAAACGGUAUCCAUGCUGCAAUAUUCCCACCAGUCAUACAAAAGUUCAAGCCACUGAUAAAAGAAGGAGUCGUCUACAACAUCACAUACUUCCGGGUCAGAGCCUCGAACAAUUUGUACAAGCCUGUUUUCAAUGAGAACAUGAUUACCUUUACAAACUGGACAAAAUUGGAGGAGGUUGUUGAGGUUCCGCCAGCAUUUCCUGUGCUUACCUACUCACUCACACCGAUAGACCAGCUCCAUUUGUGUGUCGACCACAGGGAGUACUACACAGAUACCAUUGGAAUUGUCACUUCCAUCUCGGCCGUGGCGCCGCACCGAUCCAAAGGGCAACAUACAACCAGCUCUAAGAGGACUAUUUCCCUAUGCAGUGUCAGCAACAGCAGUUCGGUAAAUGUUGUUCUCUGGGGUGGGCAAGCUAGCUUAUUCCCUGGAGAACAGAUCUACAACGAUGGUCAGUCCUCUCCACAGAUCCUGAUGUUUGUUGGCACGCUUGUCAAGAAAUACGCGGAUGGACUGUGCUUGUCUGGAGGCUCACCCUGUAAGUGGUACAUUAAUCCUGAUGUUCCUGAAGCAAGUGCCCUCAUGGCUAGUGCGACGAAAGCGCAUAGUCCCAUUAAGUGGAACGAGGUUCUAUCUUCGAAUCAGCCUAUGUCUCAUGUUCCUGAGGAACAGAAAAUUGCUUAUAUCAGAGAUCUGCACCCAUUUGAGAAUAAGGAUAGGGAAUUCUUGGUGACAGUCACUGUAAAAAAGAUUGGUGAUAGGUGGUGGUACAAUGCAUGCAAAAAAUGCACCCGCACAGCUGUGGCUCAUGGAGAUUCCUACAAGUGCAGCGAUCAAGUUUGCGCUAACGUUGGCACGCCCAUCCAAAGCAGCUACUUUUCUAUGCAUCACCCUGAGUGA
Molecule: messenger RNA, 1047 nt
Organism: Zea mays
Lineage: Eukaryota; Viridiplantae; Streptophyta; Magnoliopsida; Poales; Poaceae
Exons: 8
Coding region: 1-1047 (348 amino acids)
Source: RefSeq, a predicted model, not a curated record